ACCCGGAUAAUGACAUUGUGGCAGCUACUAGUUGUAGUUCUGGUGAACAGUGCUGUCAGUGACGACCGCACUAAUCUAAUCCAUGAUGGGCAGAUAGAUAACGAUGAAGAGGUACCGGUAAUCCAAAUAAAUGUGGAAGACGAUAAAGAAGAACGCGUGUUCACGGCGGAUGAGUUGUCUCAGUACGACGGUUCCGAUGAAACAAAGCCGUUAUACAUGGCUGUAAAAGGAACCGUAUUUGACGUAACUGAAGGAAAAGACUUUUAUGGUCCCGGAUCAGAGUACCAUUUCAUGACAGGCAGAGAUGUUAGCCAUGGCAUUGCCAAAUGGUCAUUUGACCCCAAACACCAUCAUGACAAUUUGGAUGGGUUGACCAAAGAGGAAUUAGAGGAACUCGACAAGAUCUAUCGUGAAGUAUACCUGGCGAAAUAUCCUGUUGUUGGGAUUACCGAGAAGUAUGCUCAACUGAGACGGGAGAAUAUGAUUCAUGAUGAAUUUUAGCUGUUUCUGACAUGUUGGCUGCCUAACAUAGACUGCAUUAUAACAACUUAGUCAAAUUUGUGUAUUCACACAUCUGGUCCAAUAUUCAGAAAGACAUUUUAGUAGAGAGACUGUAAGACUGUAAACUGUGUGGAAGGCUAAGUGUUAGCAUGAAAACUUAAGAUCAUGCUCAAACAUUGCAUUAGUGCCAACAAACACAAUUGAAUAAAUGCCAGCCAACAAUUCAUGGCUUUAGAUAA
Corticium candelabrum is the source of this 740-nucleotide messenger RNA. Its product is annotated as neudesin-like. NCBI's taxonomy places the organism in Eukaryota, Metazoa, Porifera, Homoscleromorpha, Homosclerophorida, Plakinidae. Gene Ontology annotation, cellular component: membrane; endoplasmic reticulum; endomembrane system. Bases 10 to 501 code for a protein of 163 amino acids. The transcript has 4 exons. The record is from RefSeq and is a predicted model, not a curated record.